Cimex lectularius (bed bug) is the source of this 1026-nucleotide messenger RNA. RefSeq lists its product as uncharacterized. The record is from RefSeq and is a predicted model, not a curated record. The coding region runs from base 526 to 1026 and encodes 166 amino acids. NCBI's taxonomy places the organism in Eukaryota, Metazoa, Arthropoda, Insecta, Hemiptera, Cimicidae. The transcript is spliced from 2 exons.
ACGUUAUUUAAAAACCUGGAUAUAUCAUCGUAUGUAUGCUUUUAACGAUUCACCACAAACCUUCUUCCUGCAGUAGAAUUGACACCUAUUGGCGAUCAAACAUCCUUUGAUGAUAAAAUGGUUCUUUAAGGGGUUAACGAGCUCAGCAUAAUUUUUAUUUCCGACUGAAGAGGGUGAAUUGAAACUUUUCAACCGAUCAAACGCUCUUUUCUCCUCCUCUUUGACAUCAGACAGAGUGAUGGAUACUGGGAUGCGGAGUUUGUGCUCCCCAGUCACUGCACCCUUCUGGCUUCUUGUACCAUAUGCAAGACAUACAAGACAGAGCGAAGUAACAACCCAUUCACUCAUUUUUUAUUUUAUAUUCAUCUUUUCUUAAGUUUUUGUUUCAGAUGACGUGAACAGGAAGAUUAUCUAAAAAGAAAAGCUGGCUGGCCUUUGGGAGAAAAUGUAUACAUUGGUGUAGUCACUCCUUUCGAAGUGAAACAUCCGUUUGAAUAUAGUAUAGUAAAACCAGGUCAAACGGUUAUGUCUUCACUCAUACCGAAAUACAUAGUCGACUUGAAAAGUAUGAAAUACCUCGCCGUUGCUUCAAUGGCCGCUCAGCAACGUCUAAUGGCAGGAAGGCAAAAGCGAGAUGCAGAAUAUGUAAAAGUUUAUCCACCGGUUUCAUCCAGGCAGAAGCCGAUUAUGCCUACAUGGGGCAGUUUUUACAACCGGAGGCCUGCGAUCAACUCACCUUGGACGAAGGACACCCAAAGUGUCACCGUCAAUACGGUUGAAUUGUCUGACCUGGAUAUACAGCGAGAAACGAGCAGGGCGAAUUUGAUUCUCGUUCAAAGAAUGGGCGAACUUGUCCAAGUCGAAAAGGAAAAAGUCAUCUCAGAGAUACAAAAAUCUGCUGUUGAGAUGGAAAGGAUGAUCGCUGAGAAAGAGAAACAUCAAAUGGAUACUCAAAAACUAGAAAUAGAAAAGGAGAUGAUUGAAGCAAAAUUAAUAUCUGGUACUGCUAAGUCUUUACAAGAUUGA